AGUGGGCACGUCACACCACGCAACCUGCCUGCCAGGGGGCGGGGUCUGUCCUGGUGAAGCCCCUCAGUGAUUGGCGUGGUGAGGGGAGCAGGUGUGACGUCAGGCGGCGGCGUUAAAGGGGGGGGGGGUUUACCGCAGUGACACCGUCCUGUCUGUCUCAGUCUCUCUCCCCAGUCACCGCCCGCAGGUUCGAUACCCCUGAUACACUGGUCGCGUUUAAACCGACUAUCAAAGCAGCAGCAGCGGGAGGCUCGUGCCGUCACAGCGGGAACACCGACCUCCAUCUUCUCCAUCUUCUCCAUCAUCAUGUCCGGCACCAAGGAGGAAGACCGCAAGGGCUCGAGCGAGUGGCGGGAGUUCUUCUGGAACCCGCGAACUCACGAGUUUAUGGGACGAACCGCGUCGAGCUGGGGUAUGAUCCUGCUCUUCUACCUGGUCUUCUACCUGUUCCUGGGGGGGAUGUUUGUUCUCACCAUGUACAUCAUGCUGCUGACGCUCGACGACUACAAACCCACCUGGCAGGACCGCCUCACCACUCCAGGGAUGAUGAUUCGUCCAAAGGGCGAUCAGCUGGAGAUUAGUUUCUCCGUCUCAGAAACGGAGAGCUGGGAUGGUUUCAUCACCAACCUCAACGCCUUCCUGUCACCGUACAACGACAGUUAUCAGGUUCAGACGAACGAUAACUGUUCUCCAGAUCAAUACUUCAUUCAAGAGGACAGUGGAGAGGUCCGGAACAACCCUAAGCGCUCGUGUCAGUUCAACAGAACGAUGUUAGAGGAAUGUUCUGGUGUGUCUGAUCGUUUCUAUGGUUACAGCAGCGGUCAGCCCUGCGUCCUCAUCAAGCUCAACCGGGUGAUCGGUAUGUUGCCGGGGAAGGACGGUCAGUCUCCUUAUGUCACCUGUGGAGCCAAGAGGGAGGACAGUGAUAAGAUUGGACCUCUGGCAUAUUAUCCUCCUAAUGGGACCUUCAACCUCAUGUACUACCCGUACUACGGCAAGAAAGCUCAGGUGAACUACACUCAGCCGCUGGUGGCUGUGAAGUUCCUGAACGCCUCUCUGAACACGGAUAUUAACGUUGAGUGUAAAAUCAACUCCAACACUCUCAUCGACGGCGGCGAGAGAGACAAGUUCGCCGGACGGGUUUCCUUCAAACUACGAAUAUACGACAAAUAGGGUUACACACACACACACACACCGUCUGUCUUCAUGAUGCGUUUACUGACUGUUUGAAUUAGUUAGACCUUUAGUUACAGCUUGUUCGUCCCAGUGCUCGUUUUGUUUUGUAUUUCCUGAUCCGACAGAUGUAACUCAAACGCACACACCGACCAAUCAGCACGGACUGACGUGAAACCCACCAAUCAGCACGGAUUCAGGAUCAUCCCGUCGGCAUUAACACCAAAUUAUUGAUCGCACAGUGAAUGAGUUUCAAAAGUUUAUUUAUUUAUUUGGGUUGUUUAUGCAAGUUUUGUUUUUUACAACUUUAUUGUUAACAGUUUACCUUCUGAUUGGUUUUGUGAAUCAGGAUUUGCUCUGAUUGGCUGUUGACUACAUUACCAACCACGACAGAAACCAGUUUAGCUCCUAUUAGUCAAAUCAAAUCAAAUGUAUUUAUAGAGCCCAAUAUCACAAAUUAUACAUUUGUCUCAGUGUUUACAGACUGUACAGGAUACGACACCCUCUGUCCUUAGACCCUCUGUCCUUACACCCUCU
Cottoperca gobio is the source of this 1710-nucleotide messenger RNA. RefSeq names its product ATPase Na+/K+ transporting subunit beta 2a (gene atp1b2a). Bases 307 to 1173 code for a protein of 288 amino acids. Gene Ontology annotation, molecular function: ATPase activator activity. NCBI's taxonomy places the organism in Eukaryota, Metazoa, Chordata, Actinopteri, Perciformes, Bovichtidae. The transcript is spliced from 8 exons. Gene Ontology annotation, cellular component: sodium:potassium-exchanging ATPase complex. The record is from RefSeq and is a predicted model, not a curated record. Gene Ontology annotation, biological process: sodium ion export across plasma membrane; intracellular sodium ion homeostasis; intracellular potassium ion homeostasis.